Molecule: messenger RNA, 748 nt
Organism: Anopheles funestus (African malaria mosquito)
Lineage: Eukaryota; Metazoa; Arthropoda; Insecta; Diptera; Culicidae
Product: acyl-CoA-binding protein homolog
Exons: 2
Coding region: 68-325 (85 amino acids)
Biological process (GO): fatty acid metabolic process
Molecular function (GO): long-chain fatty acyl-CoA binding
Source: RefSeq, a predicted model, not a curated record
UACCAAUCCUCGGGCACGUCUCUACCAGCCAGCCAGAGUUACAUCAUCCGAUCGUCACCGGGCCAAUAUGGAGCAGAAAUUCAACGAAUCCGCCGAAAAGGUGAAAACCUUCACCAAGCGUCCGAGCGAUUCGGAACUGCUGGAACUGUACGCACUCUUCAAGCAGGCCACCGUCGGUGACAAUGACACGGAAAAGCCCGGUAUGUUCGAUCUGAAGGGUAAGGCCAAAUGGCAGGCGUGGGCCGACCGGAAAGGUACCUCCAAGGAAGCCGCCAUGGAAUCGUACAUUAAGAUGGUCGAGGAACUAUCGGCAAAGUAUGCGUAAAUGGAGUGCAACCGCAUUGCUUAAACAACAAAUCUAAACGGUGGGAAAAAGGGGGAAAUUUGUUAAUUACUUUUAUUCUAUUCACUCACAACUGGGCCAUAGCAAUGCCUUACCGUACCGAUCCUUUUCCUUUUUGUUGAAAUGCAGUUAAACUUCCACGUCGCGCAUAGUACGGAUCAGUUGCCGCUUGAUACAGUUGCUGUUAUCUGUUUCUUAUUUCGGGUGCACUUUGGACAAAGCCGUACUGUGGCCGUUUAUUGAUCGCGAUCGAAAGAAAUCGGGACUAUGUUUGUUUUUUAGCUAAGGAAAAGGAAGUUGCGCAAUGGACUGCACCAUACGUCAGCUAGGGAAGAUUAACAACCAAAACAAAUGACUACAGGGUUGAAUACGCUUACAAAGUAAAUAAAGUUAUACAAACUAUGA